AUGCACUACUCAGAAGAAAGCCCGAACAAGCCGGCUCAGGAAGUUAGUUAUGUUCAAAAUCAGCAGCAGCGAAACUACAACCAUAACACCGGUUAUCAAAACCUGCAAUCAGGUACUUCUUAUCCCUCAUCUUCAUUUAAUACUAACACCUAUGGGUUUGGUGGCAAUAGGUUCAGCAGGUUUAGCAAUCAGCAAAAUGCGAACGCUGAAUUGAGAGAAAUCAUGAAUGACUUGAUCAGUGCUCAGAAAGCAACCAACGAGAAAGUGGAAGAACAAUCCAAGAAGAUUACUUCUGCAUGGGAUUCUAUGACUACUCGUUUGGAUGGUUUGAAUCAUAAGUUGGAGCAAAGUACAAAGAGCACUCACGCUACAUUUCAAGAUAUAGAAGCUAAGCUCGAAAGGCUAGGAAAUUCUAACAGGCAGCCCGGUACACUACCGAGCAAUACUCAACAAAAUCCUAAGCAUCAGCAGAAUAACCAAGGAUCGGGAUCGAAGUACAGCCAUCCGAAUGUUCGAAACGAGCAAGUGAAUGCAAUCACAAUAAGAGCAGGUAAUACUUAUAAUUCUGCAAAUCCUUUACCUAGUGAUAUUACUCCUCUUGCGCAGGUUGAAGCUGAUGAAGCUGUUGAUGAUGAGAUUGAGAUGGAGCCGAACCCAGCCGUGAAGACACCGACCGUUCCAUCCAAGACUGUUGAGAAGACUACUUUUGAGAAACCACCGGUUACGCCGUAUCAACUGAAGAUACCGUUUCCUCAACGAUUGUGGAAAGCGAUGAUCAAGGAGAAUUUCAAGAAGUAUGCCAAACUAUGCAAAGUUUCUAAAGGAACUCAUCUCGGACAAGAAGAAGCACUAGCCGAUCUAGGCGCUAGCAUUAACUUAAUGCCUUAUUCUGUUUACAAAAAGUUGUCGUUAGUUGCAUUGACCCCUACCCGCACGAGUAUUAGGCUCGUGAAUCCAUCAUUCCAAUAUCCCAUGGGGAUAGCGAAAGAUUUGCAGAUUAAGGUGGGUCAUAUGAUUUUUCUGGUUGAUUUUGUUAUUCUCGAAAUGGAGGCGGAUGUUAAUGUCCCUCUGAUUCUCGGCCGACCAUUCCUCAUGACCGCGGAUGCUAUCAUCCAGGUUAAAGAUAAGGAGAUUUCCUUAGGCGUCGCUGAUGACAGGGUUAUUUUUGAUGUUGAUAGAGCUCUCAAGCACCCUUACUCGUGUGAUGAGUCUUGUUUCAGGAUUGAUGUUGUUGAAGAGGAAGAUGCUUUGGAAAAGGAGCUCAUGGAUUUCUUGGAUACGGAAGAAGGUGAAGCAUUGCUAGCUUGCAGUGAAGAAGAACAAGAAUUGGUUGGUGAGAUGGUGCAAGAGAUCAUGGCAUUGAGUAUUGAUAAAACGCCACUGGAAGAUGAAACUUUUGAAGAAAUCACCAUUAGUGGUAGCACACGGGUGCUAACCUCGGUAGAGAAUCCUCCUAUCGAUUUGGAACUCAAACUGCUUCCGGACCAUCUCGAAUAUGCAUAUCUUGAAGGUACAUCUUUCUUACCUGUUGUUAUUUCAUCUUCUUUGAUGGAGGAUUAA
Erigeron canadensis is the source of this 1560-nucleotide messenger RNA. RefSeq lists its product as uncharacterized. The record is from RefSeq and is a predicted model, not a curated record. Lineage: Eukaryota; Viridiplantae; Streptophyta; Magnoliopsida; Asterales; Asteraceae. The transcript has 3 exons. Bases 1 to 1560 code for a protein of 519 amino acids.